Messenger RNA from Labrus mixtus (cuckoo wrasse), 4055 nucleotides. It is a transcript of the gene filip1l, whose product is annotated as filamin A interacting protein 1-like. Lineage: Eukaryota; Metazoa; Chordata; Actinopteri; Labriformes; Labridae. The transcript is spliced from 6 exons. Bases 339 to 4049 code for a protein of 1236 amino acids. The record is from RefSeq and is a predicted model, not a curated record.
ACACACACACACACACACUUACACACAGUCUGUCUUUACAGUCCCCAGCCAGAGAGAUCAUCACACACAUACACACACACACAAUCACAGACACAGCAGCUCCCCCAGUCCGUCAGUAGACGCUCCUUUUCUUCUCUCCCACCUAUCAGACCACCUGGAUUGUACAAGGGGCCAGCUGAGGACGCGACAGAGGAGGAAAAAAAAGGGUAGCAGAGCAAAUAUUCGCACUAAGGAUAACGAUUCAUCCGAGGCAGCGGGCUGAAGGCACAGCCAGUGGCACUGCAGAGGCACAGCAGCACUGAGGGCUAAAGAUUCUCUGCAAGAGCAGGUAGUGGAACAUGCGAUCCCGCAGCAACAGUCUGGAGGACGUAACCAAGGCCAAGCUGUCACAGCAGCAUAUAGAUGCACGCAAGAGUUCUGCAGAACGAGAGGACCCUGCAGGAAGGACUGAACGUCGCAGCAGACACAGAGAACCCCCUGACGACACUGGCACCAUCCAACGUAAUCACAAGACAACAAAGAACAGCACCUGUGCAAGUGGGACUGGAAAUGGGAGCGGGAGCAGCAGCACCAGUAGUGCAGCAAAGGGUGGUCGUAGGGAGAAGGGCAGGGACCUUUCUCGAGACGACAUGGUAUUUCUCCUGAGCCUGCUAGAAGGAGAGCUGCAGGCCAGAGAUGAGGUGAUCACAGUGCUGAAGGCAGAGAAAAUCGACUUGGCUUUGUUGGAGGCCAAAUAUGGAUUUGUCACACCACAGAAAGUCCUUCAGGCCUUGCAGAGAGACUCAAUACAGGGCAAGUCUGAGGACCUGGAGGAGGACAUCUAUGAGAGACCCAUGGAAGAGCUGGACAAGUUGGUGGAGAAGCAGAGAGAGACGCACCGGCGGAUGCUGGAGCAGCUGUUGAUGGUGGAGCAGUCGCACAAGCAGGCCCUGUACAAGUUAGAGGAUGAGAAAAGGAACCACGGAGAGUUCAUGAAGAAAAGUGAUGAGUUUACCAACUUGCUGGAGAAGGAGCGCGAGAGGUUGAAGCUGUUAAUUGAUCAGGAAAAGGCCUACCAAGAAAGAAAGGAAGAAGAUAAUAAUAAAAAGGUCACAAGUCUGAAGGAGGAGCUGACAAAACUCAAGUCAUUUGCGUUGGUGGUUGUGGAUGAACAACAGCGUCUCACUGAACAGCUGAAUCAACAAACAGCCAAGGUCCAGGAACUGAGUGACAGCGCCUCACAAGCCCAAGAGGAGCUGAGCUCAGCUAAUGCUCGACUACAGGAGGAGGAGCAAAAGGUCUUUCGCUUGGAGGCUGAGCUGAGUGACCAAAAGGGUCGAUACCAUCAGGAACAAGAGGCCAUGACUGCCAAAUUGACCACUGAGGAUGCCCAAAACAGGCAGCUGCGCCUCAAAAUGUCAACUCUCAGCAGGCAGCUUGAUGAGCUGGAGGAGACCAACAAGACACUGCGCAGAGCUGAGGAGGAACUGCUGGAGCUGAGGGAUAAAAUAAGUCGUGGUGAGUGCGGAAACUCUAGCCUCAUGUCUGAGCUUGAAGAGUUACGGAAAAGGGUCCUUGAAAUGGAAGGGAAGGAUGAAGAGUUGAUCAGGAUGGAGGAUCACUGCAGGGACCUCAACAAGAAACUGGAGAAAGAGGCAAAUCAAAGCCGGAGCCUGAAAGCUGAGGUCGAUAAACUGAACAACAGAAUUAUGGACUUAGAGAAACUGGAGGAUGCUUUCAGCAAGAGCAAACAAGAAUGCAGCUCACUCAAAAGCAACAUGGAGAAAGAGAAGACAGUGUCAAAGGUUCUGACCAGUGAGCUUGAAGUGUUGAAAAUCAGGGUCAAAGAGCUUGAGACUGCUGAGAGCCAAUUGGGAAAGACAGAGCUGAGUCUGAAGGAAGAUCUCACCAAGUUAAAGACUCUCACAGUCAUGCUUGUGGAUGAGAGGAAGGCAAUGGCGGAGAAGUUGAAGCAAAUGGAGAACAAAGUCCAAAACAGCACGGGCAAACUUCAGGCUGAACAGGAUAAAGUUACAUCAGUCACAGAGAAGCUGAUUGAGGAAAGCAAGAAAGCCCUGAGGUCAAAGGCUGAACUGGAGGAGAAAAUGUGCAGCGCUACAAAGGAAAGGGAUGACUUGAAAGCAAAGCUGAGAGCUGAGGAGGAAAAGAGCAAUGAUUUGGAGUCGAAGAUCAAUAUGAUGAAGAAAAGGUUGCAAUCGCUAGAGACCAUUGAAAGAGAGCACCUGAGAAACAAAGCAAAAGAGGAGCACAUCAAAACACCCAUUGCUAACCGCUUCCAACAAGAAGACAACAAAGUCAAAGACUUGACACAGGAGGUUGAACGCCUCAGACGCAAAUUAAAAGACAUGAAGGUGGUGGAAGGUGACCUCUUAAAAACAGAGGAGUUUGAGUCACUGGAGAAACGAUUCAACAACGAACAAGAGAAAGCUAAAGCCUUGAUGGAAGAGCUGGAAAUAUCCAGGAAUGAACUUUCAAAGUACCAAUUGGCAGAAAAGAAAGAGUGCAACCAAGAGCACGUUCUCUAUAAGCGCUUGAAGGAUGAGGAGGCAAAGUCAAGUCACUUGACGAGAGAGGUAACAGCUUUGAAAGAGAAGAUCCAUGACUUUAUGGGAACAGAGGACUCAAUUUGCCGCAUGAAAACUGACCACUCUACACUGCAAAGAAAACUGACCCAGCAGGAGGUCAGAAACAAAGAACUGGCCAGAGAGAUGGAGACACUCACAAGAGAGCUUGAGAGAUACAGACGAUUUAGCAAAAGCCUUCGUCCUGGCAUGAAUGGAAGGCGUUUUUCAGACCUCCAUGUUUCCACAAAGGAAGUUCAGACUGAGCCACUUGACCUCAUGUCCCCGAACUGCAAGACAAUCGCACCGCUGGAACGGGCUGUGGUAAACGGGAAGCUGUACGAUGAGAGUGAAACUGAAGAUAAUGCAAACUACAGCAAUGAGCUUCAACUCAGCAAAUGUAGCCCCUCACUCAUCAAUAAUGUAAAUAACCUCAACAACAACAUGAGAAGAGCCAGAGUCCCGUUCCUUAAAAACAAAGACACACCACAUCAGGUGAACGGCAAAGUGCAACCGCGGCAGAACGGCAACCACGUCCAGUCUGGAGAUGUUGUGUUGACCCACAGUCCUGGGCAACCUCUGCACAUUAAAGUUACUCCUGACCACGGCCAUAACACAGCAACAUUAGAGAUCACCAGCCCGACCACAGAAAACACCCAGUCAUUCACCAGCACUGCCGUCAUACCCACAAGUGGAGGUCCACCCAAACAGAGAAUUACCAUCAUUCAAAAUGCUUCCAUGUCCCCAACUGCAAAAUCCAUUUCCCCAACAAUCAAAUCCAAAGGUUCGCCAAUAUCCGACGGUCUUUGUUCACCUGAUAGAUCCCUGUCACCUUUCACCAUGGCCACAUACUCCAGAGCAAUGACUCCGGAUUCUUGUGGCUCUGUUACGCCAGACAGAGCCAUGUCACCUAUUCAAAUUGUGUCGGUCACAACAGGCACCCCUGACCGCUCCCUAUCCACAGAGCCGGUGGAGGUUGUUGGAGGACAUGCCGUCUUCCGUGUGUCGCCAGAAAGGCAAACCAGCUGGCAGGUGCAGAGGUCAAACAGCUCUGGGCCAAAUGUCAUCACAACAGAGGACAACAAAAUCCACAUUCACUUAGGGAGCCCCUUUAUACAGAGCAUCAGCACUCCGACACAAACACUGAGUCCAUGCCAUACCCCUGGACUCCAGGAGCAGAGGACUCAGGUGCUUGCAAAUUGCAGUACUCCUACUCUCAAAGGCAACAGCAAAAUCACAAGUAGCAUCAUGAUUAAGCCCACCUCUACCCCAAUCCAAAGGCCAUCACAAAUUACAAUACCUCCAGAAGCAUUACGCCGACCAGGACCCACAAGAAUCCCCAAACCGAAGGGCUACAGCUCCCAGAAAGGGACAAACAGCACGGCAGCAAACGUGGGACUGCAGAACAAGAGUCAGACUAAUCAAACCACAGGCCAGCCUACAGCGCAAAACAACAACAACCCACAUCUGAUGAACCGCAGACUGUGAUCAUAU